Messenger RNA from Trichomycterus rosablanca, 610 nucleotides. RefSeq names its product chemokine-like factor. The record is from RefSeq and is a predicted model, not a curated record. Lineage: Eukaryota; Metazoa; Chordata; Actinopteri; Siluriformes; Trichomycteridae. Gene Ontology annotation, cellular component: membrane. The transcript has 4 exons. The coding region runs from base 77 to 517 and encodes 146 amino acids.
ACAGGAACUCUGAUUCAGGAAGUGAGUGUGUGUGUGUGUGUGUGCUAAAAAGUCAGAAAAACAGCAACUGUCAGUCAUGGAGGUGGACCGGGACUUUCUCCGAUCCAAACGAUCGAUACUGAAAAUCACAGAAAUAGCGGUGAUGUUCGUGGCGUUCCUGUGUUACGCGGUAGCCGGCGUGCCUCCGUACAUCGCCGUGGCUUGUUUGGAGUCGAUCGUCACCUUGGCUCUGCUGUUGCUCUACCUUCUGAAACUGCACAAGAUCCUCACCUUCUUCUUCUGGCCUCUGAUCGACGCGUUUAACUCCGUCUUUGCGGCCGUGUUCGUGGGUAUCGUCAGCGUCGUGGCCCUUUCUACGUACACGGUGAAGGCGACACUAGCCGGAGGGUUUCUAGGCUUGGUGGCGGCUGUAUUGUGGAGUUUAGACGGUUUCUACAUCUUCAAGAAAAUCACCUUCAACCAGCCGACAUCCACCCCCCCCACACUGACACAGAACUGCAUGAAGGAUGUGAUGUGAUACUAACCGUCCCUGUUCCGAUCGCCUCCGCUCACACCCAAUGAAUUUAUACCACGAAACACAACAUUUAAUAAACAUAAUAAACUAAUGACA